Molecule: messenger RNA, 489 nt
Organism: Gongylonema pulchrum
Lineage: Eukaryota; Metazoa; Nematoda; Chromadorea; Rhabditida; Gongylonematidae
Source: the annotation of a GenBank genome assembly
AUGACCAUUGAUAUUGGUCAGACCAAUCGCCGCUCCAUCGAUUCAGAUUCGAACAGUACGGAUCCGGUUGAUGGCAAUCAGCCAGACACAUCCGAAGUCGUCUACAUAUCGGCGCUCGCAUUGCUAAAAAUGCUGAAGCAUGGCCGAGCCGGAGUGCCCAUGGAGGUUAUGGGUUUGAUGCUUGGCGAAACUGUAGACGAUUACACGGUGAAUGUGGUUGAUGUCUUUGCAAUGCCACAGUCAGGCACCGGAAUUUCGGUUGAAGCAGUUGACCCAGUUUUUCAAGCCAAGAUGCUUGACUUGUUGAAGCAAACUGGACGGCCUGAGAUGGUUGUUGGCUGGUACCAUUCGCAUCCAGGAUUUGGAUGCUGGCUAUCCAGAGUCGACAUUAACACGCAAAUGAGUUUUGAGGCUCUUUCGGAGCGAGCAGUUGCUGUCGUUGUCGAUCCGGUUCAAUCCGUCAGAGGAAAGGUUCUCUUUCAAAUGUAG